Molecule: messenger RNA, 428 nt
Organism: Striga hermonthica
Lineage: Eukaryota; Viridiplantae; Streptophyta; Magnoliopsida; Lamiales; Orobanchaceae
Source: the annotation of a GenBank genome assembly
CUACGAAGCUGUCGAAACUGUUGCUCGACUUCGACCAACUCGCAAAAUGGGUUGGGAGAAGACGACUCGAAAAAACUGAAGUUCAACAGCUACGAAGCUGUCGAAACUGUUACUCGACUUCGACCAGCUCACAAAAUCGGUUGGGAGAAGACGACUCGAAAAAUUCAGUCCAACAGCUAUAAAGCUGUCGAAACUACUGCUCGACUUCGACCAGCUCGCAAGAUAGGUUGGGAGAAGACGACUCAAAAAAUUCAGUUCAACAGCUAUAAAGCUGUCGAAACUAUUUCUCGACUUCGACCAGCUUGCAAGAUUGGUUGGGAGAAGACGACUCGAAAAAUUCAGUUCAACAGCUAUAAAGCUGUCGAAACUAUUGCUCGACUUCGACCAGCUCACAAAAUGGGUUGGGAGAAGACGACUCGAAAAACUUA